This is a messenger RNA of Loxodonta africana (African savanna elephant), 9475 nucleotides long. It is a transcript of the gene CEP295, whose product is annotated as centrosomal protein 295. Lineage: Eukaryota; Metazoa; Chordata; Mammalia; Proboscidea; Elephantidae. The record is from RefSeq and is a predicted model, not a curated record. Gene Ontology annotation, molecular function: microtubule binding.
AGAAAAGGAAAGGGAAGCAAGCAGAGAGUUGGGGAUCUCAUACCACCAAGAACGCAGCACCAGGAGCAGUGCAUGUCCUUUGGACGUGGGGUCCCUGUGCCUGAGAAGCUCCUCUACCGGGGAAGAUUGAGGACAAGGACCUUUGUCCAGAGCCCACAGAGAGAGAAAGCCCUCCCCUGGAGCCAACGCCCUGAAUUUGGACUUGUAACCUACUAGGCUCUGAGAAAAUAAAUUUCUCUUUGUUAAAGCCAUCCACUUGUGGUAUUUCUGUUAUGACAGCACUAGAUGACUAAGACACUGACCCACAGAGCAAGAGAGCUGAAUGCCUUCCAGCUGAAGUGUACUGGCAGAGUGGAGUGCCUCCAGGCACUUAUCAGUGGAGCCACAGAGCUUUGGAAUACUUUCCUGAGCUGGGCAGACGCUGGCUGGCAGCAAGGUCCGAGAGGCCAAGAGGUCAAGGAACCAGGAAGCAGAAGCUGAAGAGACAAGGAACACAGGAAGCAAAGCUUGCUCGGUCUCACAAGUGACUGGCACGUGGUAGUGACUGGCACGUGGUAGUGACGACAGGCACGUGGUACUGCGCGCGUGCGCGUGACGAGAGGCUUUAACUCGGCGCGGCCCUCCCGGCGGCCCCCGGGGGAGGCGGGACCUGGCCGAUUCCCGCGGUGUGGUCCCGCCAUUGGCGGGCGGUUUGAAUGACGGAAGUGACGAUGGCUCGGCGAUGGCCGCCCCGCAGGCGCACAAACGGCUGUUUGGAGGCUGAGUGGCCGUGGCUGUUUGGUCCUGCUGCUUCUGGGCUUCCGUUUCUUACUCCGGCUCCCCAUUCUCAGUGCACAGAAAUGAAAAGAAAAGUAGUGAAGGCUGGCAGGCUGAGAUUGAGUCCUAACGAAGAAGCUUUUAUUCUGAAGGAAGAUUAUGAAAGACGACGAAAACUAAGAUUGCUGCAGGUUCGAGAACAAGAAAGGGAUAUCGCCUUACAAAUAAGAGAAGACAUAAAACAGAGGAGAAAUCAGCAAUUCACUCGUUUAGCAGAGGAGCUAAGAGCAGAAUGGGAAGAAUCACAAACUCAGAAAAUUAAGAACUUAGAAAGACUAUAUUUGGCAAGUUUAAAAAAUAUGGGAGAGGGGCAUCGGCAGGCCAAAGAAAAUGAACCUGAUUUGGAUGGCCUGGCACGACAGGCAGCAGAAAGGAAAAAAAAAGCAGAAAUGAGGCAUAAAGAGGCCCUGAAAAUACAGAAAAAUAAAAAAGAAAUAUUAAUGAAACAAAAAACCUGGCAUAUAAAAGCUCGACAGGCAGCACUGCUCAUGGAAAAAGAAAGAUCUGCCAAGAUUACAAGUCUGCCGCCUCCUCCUCCAACUCUUUUUGAGAACAUUGAUGUAAAGAAAAUUCCAUCAGUAAAGACCAGUAGUUCUACCUACCAUCAUCUUUACACACUGGUGAAUAGAGAGAUGGACACAAAGCAGCCAGAUCCUCAUUUGGCUGCGGAAGAAGAAGCCAAACGUUUGGAAGAACUACAAAAACAAGUAGCACAAGAGAGACUGGAACAGUUUGAAAAGGCGCACGUACGGGGUUUCCACGCAAUGAAAAAGAUCCAUUUGGCUCAAAAUCAAGAGAAACUAAUGAAAGAACUCAAACAGCUACAACAAGAGGACCUGGCACGCAGGAGACAGAACGUAGCACGAAUGCCACCACAACUAGUUGAGCUGCCAUACAAACGCAGUGAAAUGAAAGAAGACUGGCAGAGAGAGCUAGAAUUUGCCUUCGAAGAUAUGUACAAUGCAGACAAGAAGGUGAAAGGGGACUUGAUUUUGCACCUUGAACCAGAGCCUUUGCCCACGGUGGUUGAUCAGACCCAGGAUCAGGAACUGGACCUUUCAGCGGAUCAAGAAGAUUUAAAUGAAGCUGAGAAUCUACAAGUGACAGAAGCUGAAAAAAUCUGCCCUGGUGAAACAGACGUUCCCUUGGCAACGAAGACCCAACAGAUCCCUUCAAAAAUUCUUUUUAAAAAAUUAUUAAAUAAGAUCCGAAGCCAAAAAUCUCUCUGGACAAUUAAAUCCGUGUCUGAGGAUGAAAGUGAAAUGAUUACGACUGUUAGUGAAGCUGAGAGUAAAGCACUUACCAUGGAAUCAGGAACGAUUGCCAGUGAAGAGCAAGCAUUAUCCGCUGGGCAGGAACAAGUUCUUGAAAGUGAUGCACAAACAGUUGAGUCAGGAUCACUUACUAUUGAAGAUAAGCCACUUUCAUGCAGUACAGACUCUGAAAAGCAACAAGAAGUAAAUGAGAUCCAACCUAUCACGACUGUAGCUCAGAAGUCAAUUCUACUUCAUCCUCAAGAAGCAGCAGCCAGAAUUAGAAUGUCAGCAAGGCAGAAACAGAUAAUGGAAAUAGAAGAGCAGAAGCAAAAGCAGUUGGAAUUACUUGAACAAAUUGAACAACAGAAGUUAAGAUUAGAAACUGACCAUUUCAAGGCUCAGCUGGAAGAAGAGAAAAGAAAAAAAACUCAACAGACUGAGGUUGGCAUUGCUCCAGCAUCAGGCACCAUAAUUUCUGAUGAAGAUAGUCAUAGGCGGAUGAUUCGUAACUAUCAACAUCAGCUUUUAGAACGAAACAGGUUACACAGACAGUCUGUCGAAGCUGCCAGGAAACAAUUGCAUGAAUAUCAGACCAUGUUAAAAGAAAGGUACCCAUCCAUAUCAGCAACAUCAUUGAUUCCCAACUCUGUUAUGUCCGUACCACCUCAGAAACCUGAAAGGCCCACUGUUGUAUCAGAGCAUUGGGAUCAAAGUCAGAGACCCAAGUUGAGCCCUAACAAACAUCAACCCAUACAUAUCUCCAGAUUAGAAGAAAGUCAUUUGCAAGUACCAAGACAGAAUCUCUUUUCACAGAGACAGGUGGAAACAACAGAAACAUUGAGCUCUUCAAAUGUUUUAGCCAAGCAGUCUUUGGAAUCACAGGAACAUCUAAGGUUAUUCUCACAAGCUAAAACACAGCAGAGAGACUAUAAAUUGGUUCCUGAAGAUUCUCAUAGAUUUUCAAGGGCUUUGUCACAUGAUAGGCCACUAAAAUUUCAAGAUACUGGAGAAAUACCUCCAACAUCUAGGGCAACAGCUUUUCAAACUUUAGACUCCCAGCAGAUGUUCUCAGAAAACAGUCAAAAUAUAUCUUCCAAACUGACCGAAUCCUCUUCGUUUCUACCACUGGUAGCUGAGCAUUCUUUUAGUUCUCUGCCUGCUAAAGGUGAAUCUGGAAGAAUCCAGGAACCCUUUUCAAUGAAGAGCAAAAGUACAUUUUCCUUAGACCAUUCUGUAAUCAGUCAAAUGCAGGAUAGGCCUUUGCCAUCCUCAGAGCAUAUCACAGUCCAGCAAGAUAAUUUGAAGGCUCUCCAAGAACAGUUGGACCUACAAAAGGAAGUUCUCCGAGCAAGACAGGAAUCUCAGGAACAACUCCUUUUGCAGAAACAGAAAGAAUUGGAAGAGCAAACUGACCUCUCCUUAUUUCUUCCUUUGGUAGCUUCACAUUCAUUUGCUUCACUACCGUUUGCCAAAACUGAAUUAGGGAGAACCCAGCAGUCUUCUUUAACCAAGAAUGACACUACAGUUUAUACAGGCCAUCCUGUGACCGCACAAAUUCAAGAUAGGCUUUUGGGUUUUUCACAGCCUAACUUAUCUCAGCAAGAUAAUUUAAAAUUUCUCCAUGAGCAGUUAAAUGUUCAGAGGGACAGACUUCAGGCUAGGCGGGAAGCCCAGGAAGUAUUACGUGUGUAUAAACAGAGUGAAUUUGAUGGAAGCAUACCUUCUGAGAAAGCUGAAUCCUCUACUCUUCCAUCUCAGGUAGCUCAGCAUACAUUUGCUUCACUACCUUCUGCUGAAACGAAAUCUACACAAACCCAGCAGCAGUAUUCAUCUAAGAGUGAGAAAGGAGUCCUCGCAAGCCAAUCUGAGAUCCCAACCUCUCAAGAUAGGCCUGUGAGUUUCCUACAGCACUUCCUACCUCUCCAUGAUAGUUUAAAGUUGCUCCAAGAACAGCUGACUGUACAGAGGGAUGCUCUUCAGGCCAGGCAUGAUGCUCAGGCGGCAUUGCUUUUACAUAGACAAAGGGAUUUGGAGGUCAGUAAGUCUGGGCAGAUGAGUUCUUCGUUCUUAACAACGGUUGCUCAAGAUUCAGUUGCUUCACAAGCUUCUGCUAAAGCUGAACCUAGAAGAAUUCAGAAACACUAUUUAUCUGAGGAGAGUCUAAUUCCUUCAGAUCAUUUGGUAAUCCCAACAUUUCAAGACAAAUCUCUCAGUUUUCCACAACAUAACCUAUCACAGCAAGAAAAUUUGACAACACUCCCAGAACAAUCACACAUGCAGAGCAUAAUACAAGGCACUAAACAAGAAACUCAAGAAUUUGUGUAUAAACACAAUGAAUUGGACAAAAGAUUUUCUUCUGAACAGACUGGACCCUCUUCAUCCCUAUUUCAGGUAGCCAAAUCAGGAAGAUCCCAGGAAUUUAUGUCACUCAACAGUGACAGUACAAUUCCUUUAAGCCAUUCUAUGAUCCCAAAAUUUCAAGAAAGACUUCUGAGACCUUCACAACAUAUAUUACCUUUAAAAGAUAAUUUGGAAGAACACCAAGAAUGGCUAGACACAGGGAAAGAGGCUCUUCGUCUUACCCAGAAAGCCCAAGGAAAUACAUCUUCUGAACAAACUGGCUCUUCAUUCAUACCCCAGUUAGAACAGUUUUCAUAUACUUCAUUACCUUCUGCUGUGUCUGGUACAGUCCAGGAACCUGUCUCAAUAGAGAGUGAUAGUAAAAUUCCUUCCAGCCAUUUUCAGAUACCACAACUGCAGGAAAGACUUUUGAGGCUAUCACAACUUAUCCAGCCUCAACAGGAUAAUUUGAAGUCUCUUCAAGAACAGUUAGCUACACAGAGGGAAUCUAUUAUUCAGUCUAGACAGGAAGCUCAGGGAGAAUUCCAUUUAUAUAAACAGAGUGGAUGGAAGGAAAGGAUAUCUCCCGAGCAAGUUGGUACCUCAUCCUUCUUACCCCUAGUAUCCCAGCAUUCACUUGCUUCAACACCUCUUGCUGAAUUGAAGAGGAUCCAAGAAUCUUGUCCAACUAAGAGUGAUAGUACAGUCUCCUCAAGUUAUUCUGAGAUGCCAAGAUUGCCUGAUAGGCUUUUAGAUUUGUCAGAGCCUGCAUUAACUCAAAAAGAUAAUUCGAUUGCACUUCAAGAACACUUACAUGCACAGACAAAUGUCCUUCCUUCUAGUGAGAAAACUCAGAAAGAAUUGGUUUUGCCUGGACAAUGUAAAUUUGAGGAGAAGGUGUCUUGUGAGCAGUUUAUCCAACCUCACUAUGGUGAUUUAAAGGCACUUCAAGAGCGGUUAGAUGUACAAAGGAGAACACAGGAAGUCCAAGAAGAAUUACUUUUACAAAGACUAAGUAAGUUGGAGAAAAGGGUAUCAUCUGAGCAGGUUAAUACCUCUUCGUUCUUACCCCAGGAAGUAUUGGCUGCUGCUGACUCUGGAAGAAUUCAAGAGCCUUUCCCAACCAAAAGUAACAACAUUAUUCCCUCAGAUCUUCCUGAGAUUCCAGGAACACAUGGUAGGCUUUUGAGUUUAUCCCAGUCUGUUCUGCCUCAACAAGAUAAUUUGAUAGCACUUAAAGAACUAUUGGACUUAAAAAGGAAAGUGUGUUCUAGUGAGAAAACCCAGGAAGAACUACUUUUAAACAAACAAAGCAAGUUGAACAAAAGUGAAUCUUCUGAACACUCUGUCUUCUCUUUGUCUCUUCCCAAGGAGACAGAGCAUUCAUUUAUUCCACUACCUUUUGCUGAAACUAAACCUAAAAGAAAUUGGGAAUGGUAUUCAUCCAACAAUGAACAUCAAGCUCCCUCAAACAAUUUUAUGACCCCCAAAUUACAGGAUAUUUCUAGUUCUUCACAGCCUGUUUUGGCUACGCAAGAUAACUCGGGACUUCAGAAGCAGUUGGAUCUACAAAGAGAAGCUCUACAUUAUAGCCAAAAAGGCCAAGGAGAAUUGCUUGUCCAGAGACAAGCAGCAUUGCAACAGCAGAUACAGAAACGUCAAGAGACUUUGAAGGAUUUCUUUAAAGACAGUCAGGCAAGUAAGCCUAUAUUUGAAAAUGAUUUAAAAACUCAGAAGAUGGAGCAGCUCAGAGAGUGGUUUCCUCACAUCCAAGACGUAGCAACAGAUGAUCAGGAAGACAUUAAUCAUGCAGAUAGGAACAACUCCAGUGACAAUCAACUGCUUUCAGAAGAUACUACUACCAAGCAAAGUGGUGAACAUCUGGACAAAGAACUGGGCAGGAGAUCCUCAAAACCACCUCUAGCAAAAGUUAAAUGUGGAUUAGACUUGAACCAACAUGAACUUAGUGCUAUACAAGAAGUUGAAUCACCAGCAAGCGGCAGAGCUUCUGCACUAGGCAAAACAGAUUUUUAUCAAGACAGAGACCCCAUGAGGGUCUCAAUAAGCCGAGAACAAAGUUUACUUGGUAGCUCACUGGACCAUGACUCAUUUGGUGAUCAUCAACCAGUUACCCAGAAGAAUGUGUGUGGUGAUAACUGUGAUGAAGCAGUCAAGGCCAAGGAGCCUAUUGCGGACAGUUAUGCAGCAUUAAGUCAUGCUGUGGAGGAACAAGGGCAUACAUAUCUGGGUUCAACUGUGAAGCCAGAAAAUAAGGCUGAAACACAAGAGAUUUCUCAUGAGCCAUUAUCUUCAGUAACUAUUUCUACUGGGAGCCUUCUAAGUUGUGAAAACACAGAUUUGAGCCUUACGGAUCCAGAGUCAUUUGCAGAGCAGGUGGAUCAUAGACAACAAGAAUCUACCACUGGAAAGGAAGAGGACACAGAUCUUUUAAAUUCUGUCAUUCCUCCAAUACAAGCUAUUUAUCAAAGGCCGAACUCUUCUGACAUUCACAAAUCUCCACUGCCUUUGAUAGAAGAAUUAACAUCUGGUCAAACACACGUGCAGCAGAUCAUAGAUAAGUACAUAAAUGAAGCAAAUUUGAUGCCUGGAAAAACAGAUUUUAAGGUUCCAGCAGUUCACCCUGACUUCCCAGAACUGGAACACACUUUUCCAAAUUUGCAUCAUCAGCUCUUUAAACCCUUAGAACCACAUCUAGACUCUGAUUUGUUAUCCUCAUUCUCUGGGAUUUCUCAAGACAGCAGAGACUUUUACAAGGGCUCAGAGUCUUCAUCUGAAAGCCAACAUGCUACUGUAUCAUCCAAAAGCACAGUUUCUUUUCCAGCACCAAGGGGGAACCUGCAUUCUUCUCUUAAGAGUCUGGACCUGCCACUUGACCCUACCUCGGCACGUGUUGCAGCUCAGAGUUUUAUGACAGAAAAUGUUACUGAGGGAUCUGAACAAUCUUUCUACCAGCUUCUGCCAGAAUUUUCUUCUCAGGAGGGGAGCCAGCAUGCAGAUCUACCAAGUAUUUUUAGCAUUGAAGCAAGAAAUUCUUCACAAGGCAUGGGAAAUCAGAACCACCCCUCUGAAGAAGUAUUACAAAUUAAGAAAAAAGGUGUUCAUUUUCCAGUCUCUCUAGAAAAUUUGCUAAUUUCAUCUGAUCCAGUUAGUGUAUUUAGUCAGCUAAAUGUACAACAUAGCACUCCAUGUGAUUCUGCCUCUAGUGAGUGCUCAAUAAAAGACCAACCAGAAGACAGAAAAAAAAAACUGUGCUUUGAAGGACUAUCUCAAAGAGAGCUUGACACAAUGUUAGAGAAUCGAGGUCUCAUGAAAGAUGAUAAAAAUGAAGCUGGUGGGGUUUUAGCCAUAAAACCACAUGCAGAGGAAACUGACUCUCAAUUAUGUGUAAGAACAGUGGAAAUGGGAACUUUAAUUCAGAUACCCCAUUCAUUAACCAUGCAAAAUGAAAAAUAUUUUGAGAAUUCAACUAAAAGGGAAACUCCAGAAAUCCUAAGAAGCCUAUCUCAACCAGCGCCAUCAGAGCUCUUUCUAAGUUCUGGGUCAUUUUCAGUACAGAGCUCUGUUCCAGUUUGGGAGACAGAGUCUGGCCAUGGUAUAAUGGAAGAGCCAGAACUUACUUUAGUAAGCACCAGUGAUAUCAGUAUUGCUGAAACAGAUUUUGAAAACUUAACUCUAGAAGAAAGGAGCGAGACCGGGGCAAAAAGCUGUUUUCAGGUGAGUCAAUUUCUGCCUCUUGUACCAGAAACAGAAACCACAGAUUGUCCACCUGUAUCAGAGCUUGCUGGGGAGAAGUUAACACAGCCUGCAGAAACCCUUCCAGAGUUCACAGCUAUACCAGAGAGCUUACAAGAAGCAUUUUUAAAAAGAAAAAAAAAAUUUAUCAAGAGAUCCACUCAGAGACAGAAAGAAAUAAAGAACAGAGUUCGUGUCACCGGAAAUUCACAAGUCAAAAUAGCUCAGAAACCUUCUACAGGCUCUUCCGUGAGUCGCCUCAAGGAUGUGAGUAAAGGUAGAGUGUCUCUCCCUGAAGACAGAAGAACUGCACAAGCCCUCAUGUACCAAAGGGCUUUAAGAUCAUAUAAUCAAUUAGCUGAAGUUAAACAGGAGAAAGCAAGAAAAGAAGCUUAUGCCCAAAAUAGGGCAAGGGCAAGAGAAUUUCAUAAAAAAACACUGGAGAAACUUCGAGCCAAAGCUACAGGCUGACUUUCUGCAAUGUAAAAGUUUUUAUUACGUGUAGCAUUAGGCAAAAAUUAUUUAAUGUUAAUAAAUUUUAUAUAAUGAGUUUUACAUGUUGUCUUUCAUCAAUCAAGGUCACCUUAGUUCCUCAGGAAGCUUGCAUCAAUAAGAUUGAUCUUCAAGACAGCCCUGAAGAAGAAAUUAACCAUUGGUUAAACUUGGAUCCAUUUACUUCCCCCACGUCAUCAGUCACGGACUAUCAGUGCAUAUCAUCUUGUAUCUCCUCAGGAAAAAAACAGCACACUACCGAGUGACUGUGGCGUUCUGUGGAGAACUUUCAUCUUAGGUCACAGCGUUAAGAGCCCCUGGUCUCACAACUCCACAAGCCCUCUUUGAGAUGACCUGUAUCUUUUCUAAUGUAUACAUACCUUUUUAGAAGAACCCAUGUUAGUCCACUGUUGUCAAUACAAAGAUUUCCAGAGAUAACUACUAUGCAGUGAUCAGGAACUUUUUACUUGGACUGACUGUGUUGUCCAAGCCACAAUCCACACCAGAUCUCAGACUUAGCACCCAAAAAAAGAACAAAAAAAAAUCUCUUUUAGUGAGUACAGAUGAAAAAGCUUAAAGAAAGUGUGUGCCAUAAAUUAUAUUUCUACUGGUGCUGAUCUAAGCAAUGGAAAUAAAACAAGAGUAUAAAAUGUUCCCAAUCGGUUGAAUGCUAACAAGGUAGCAAGAGAGAAAACCUAGUGGGAAGUUUUUUUUUAUGGUCAAGUCCACAGCAAAUCAGAAACUGCAUUCUAAAAGCCUUGGUAAUGACCAUUGUACCCUAGGAAAUAAUUUGGUGUGGUAAGUUAAAAACAAUUACC